Messenger RNA from Juglans regia (Persian walnut), 1024 nucleotides. Its product is annotated as dehydration-responsive element-binding protein 1A-like. The transcript has a single exon. The coding region runs from base 47 to 796 and encodes 249 amino acids. Lineage: Eukaryota; Viridiplantae; Streptophyta; Magnoliopsida; Fagales; Juglandaceae. Gene Ontology annotation, biological process: regulation of DNA-templated transcription. Gene Ontology annotation, molecular function: DNA-binding transcription factor activity; DNA binding. The record is from RefSeq and is a predicted model, not a curated record.
ACCAAUUUGUCUAGCACCUUGCUCGCUUACGGUCACUCACUCUCGGAUGCAAAGUUUUAGCGAAUUCUCGGACCCCCAUCCAUUCGUCUCUAAUCCGGCGUAUAUCGAGAAAUCGGAGAGUUCUCCCUUGUCUGAUGCUGGCAGCUCCGCCCCAAGAACCACUCACUCGGACGAGGAAGUUAUACUGGCCUCAAGCAGGCCCAAGAAACGCGCUGGCAGGAGGAUUUUCAAGGAGACGCGACACCCGGUGUAUCGCGGAGUCAGGAAGAGGAAUAAUAACAAGUGGGUCUGCGAGGUGCGUGAGCCUAACAAGACGUCCAGGAUAUGGCUCGGGACGUACCCCACCGCUGAGAUGGCAGCACGGGCACACGACGUGGCCGCUCUAGCUCUGAGAGGAAGGUCGACGUGUCUCAACUUCGCCGACUCGGCGUGGCGGUUGCAUUUGCCGGGUUCUAGGGACGCGAAGGAGAUAAGGAGAGCUGCGGCGGAGGCGGCGGAGGCCUUUCGGCCAGUGGAGUUCGGCGGGGACUGCGUCGGAGAUCUAGGGAAAGAAGAAGUGAUCAAGCAAUGCCAAGAGAAUUACGGAAGUAUUGAGAGCUGUGUGCUGGAGGAAACGAAGACUGAGCAGGAAAAUGUGUUGUACGUGGACGAAGAGGCACUGUUCAACAUGAGGGGCUUGCUAGUGAACAUGGCUGAAGGGCUACUACUGUCCCCACCAUCUUGCCUAGGAGGUGAAGUCAUGGGGAAUGACAUGGGGCUGGAUGCUGAGGUGUCAUUAUGGAGUUUCACCAUCUAAAUUUCACGUUUAGAAAAAAGCAGCUUCCAUGUCCAUCUUCCUUUGACUUCGUUUGAGCAGUGUAAAAGUUGUUCAAUUGAUAUACCGUCAGGGCCUAGCAAUAGGAAAUGAUAGAGAUAUAGGCAGCGAAAAUUAAAAUAUGGCUUUUAGUAAACUAGUAAAUAGAACUAUAUCAUUAAUUCAAUGUUUGAUUCUUUAACAUGUUAUAAAUAUACCAAAUUAUCUGUU